CGUCAAUCAAUGUUAUCUUGUCAAAAGUUGUGUGUGGUUGGUUUUCGUUUUGUAAAAACAAUUUUAUUGAAUUUAUGUUAUGUGCUCUUGAUCAAAAAUAAUGAGACGAUACAAAUACUGUUUUCUUAAUAGCUCACCAUAAAAUAUUUCCAUCGUGUACUUCCUAUUUAGUCAUAAUGCUGCCCUGUUUACUUAUUGUAGUUUUAGUGCUCAUCGAAUCCUCAUUCGGCUUUUCCGAUGUCGGAAAAUGGGAUAUACCUUUAAGCGGGGACUCUUGUGGAUUUCAUUUGGAGAAAUCUCUUUUCAAGGGUGCAAAAGUAAUAGGAUCACUUACAAUACACUGUGAUGCUGUCCAAGCCACAAAUAUCACCGUCAGCUACCAAUGGGCACCCACUAUGUGCUCACCAGACUACUUUCAUUAUUUUGAAAAAAGUGUAGUAGAAUGCCCGAGUCAUAUCGACAGGUUCUCAUUCACAGCACAGAACAUUACUUUUCCACAAGUGUUUAGUAAAGAGGAAACGCACACAUGUCUCAGCAAAAUAACUAUAAUAUUAGGUGAUGACAAAACUUCACUGGCUGGUGGAAAUGUACAGAAGCAGGAAAGUGAAAUUGAAACACUGUCUAAAAUCCCUCCAAUGAUAGUGGUAGACAAGGAGGGCAUCUACACAUUCUCUCUGACGGCUGCCAGCAGUAAGGCAUUCAACGGCACAGUCAGGGUGGAGAUGGUGUCUCCAUAUGGCUAUCUGUCUGCUGCUAUAUGGCCAUUGCUACCAUUCUUCGGCGUGAUGUGCGCAGUGUACACGGUGCUGUGCGCGAGCUGGCUGCUGGUGUGCGCGCUCAACUGGCGCGACCUGCUGCGCAUCCAGUACUGGAUCGGCGGCGUGGCUCUACUCGGCAUGGUCGAGAGCGCCACUUACUAUGGGGUUUACUCGUCUAUUAAUCGCACUGGAUACUUCAACUCGGAAGCGUACAUGUUCGCGGAGUGGGUGUCGGUGGCGAAGCGCGCGCUGGCCCGGAUGCUCGUCAUCAUCGUGUCGCUCGGCUUCGGCAUCGUCAAGCCGCGUCUGGGCCCGGCGCUGCAGCGCGUGGUCGGCACGGGGCUGCUCUGGGGGCUGCUCGGCGCCAUCGAGGCGUGGCUGCGGCUGCACCACAAGGCCGACGACAGCAACCGCGACCUGCUGCUGUCGGAGGCGCCACUGUCGCUGCUGGACAGCGGCAUCUGCUGGUGGGUGUUCGUCUCGCUCGCGCACACCAUGCGCACGCUGCAGCUGAGGAGAAACGCCAUAAAACUAUCCUUAUACAGACAUUUCACUAACACCCUAGUCUUUGCCGUCAUAUCAUCAGUUAUAUUCAUGCUGUACUCUAUCAAAUCAUACAGAGUUCUGGCAUGCAUCACAGACUGGAAAGAGGUAUGGAUGGAUGAAGCUUAUUGGCACAUUCUGUUUGCGAGUGUGCUGACCGUCAUCAUGGUUUUGUGGCGGCCCACCAAUAACAACCAGCGGUACGCGUUCACGCCGCUCCUCGACAACGCUGAUGAUGAUGAUGAAGAGGAAGAGCAAUUCGUGAACGACGCGUACGGCGUGAAGAUGCGCGGCACAAGUUCGGGCGACUCCCACGAGGCCAAAGAGCUGCUGCCCGACCCCAACUCCCUGGAGACCGACCUGCGCUGGGUGGAGGAGAACAUACCCACCAGCACCCUCCCGCUGCUAGACUCCGAUGAGGAAAUCAUCAACACCAAGUUCGAAGUCUCCAAGAUGCAGUGAUGUGGAUGUAUUGUUGUGUAAUAUAUGUAUGUGUCAUGUGA
Molecule: messenger RNA, 1804 nt
Organism: Plutella xylostella (diamondback moth)
Lineage: Eukaryota; Metazoa; Arthropoda; Insecta; Lepidoptera; Plutellidae
Product: transmembrane protein 87A
Biological process (GO): retrograde transport, endosome to Golgi
Cellular component (GO): membrane; Golgi apparatus
Source: RefSeq, a predicted model, not a curated record